CGCCAGCGGAACCGGAAGUAUGAUGGGAUACACACAUAUUGUACUGGGAUUGCCAGAAUGAGCAUCAGUCAGCAGACACUCCCAUACAGUAUAGCUGUGGACAUAGUGGAGGAAGAAUCUAUUUCAACUGACAAUCACAUUGUCCCAGCUGAGACAGUCAAUGAUAUCAUCGCAACCAGGGACUGGCUAGAUGGCCAGUUGGUUAACCAACUCAGUCAGAUCCAAGCAGAUCAAGCAGAUGUGCCACUAACGAAAGAUGUUGAAGUGGCAAGGGAAAGGAUGAGUAGGCUACAAGAGGAGCUGCUGUCUGAGUCCUCCAAACUGUCCUUGCGGGAACUCACUUUGAAAAGACUCCAGCUAGGCACUGCACUUUCCCAGGAAUUGUUUGGCCCAACUGAUCCUGAUGGCCCAACAGUGGACAACACAGUCAAGAAAGAGCUGGAGGAUAUGGUGCUGCAACAGAGCAACCUUGUGUCCAAGAUUAUGAAGGAAGAGGCAGAACUCGAGAUGCUCCACACAGAGCUCAAAACACUCAGAGAGAAAAACUUUGAAAUGAAGGCUCAGAACAGAAGGUCAAUGAACCAGAUCCGACAACGACAAAAGCUUCUGGAAGAAAAAGCUGAUGACUUUCGCCAACACAAGGAGGGCCAGAGUAAGAAGGAGCAGCUUGAGGGUGAGAUGACAAAGAUUGUGAUCCAGCGCCACACACUGCAAGGCCUCAUUCUGGGCAGUGGAAUCAACUGGGCAGCUGACCCUGCCAUGGAGGAGCUCCUGCUCAGUCUCGGGGAACCACUCAACUUGUGACAGGCUUCCUUCUGACAGGGGAUGUUUCAACACGACCAAAGGAAGCUGCGUCACUGCAGGCUACAUACAGUGCCUUAUUAAGUCGACACGUCCUCAGAUGGUACACAGAAACUGUUGGUCAUCGUCAUUUUCUUCCCAGAAGUAACCGUCCUGUUGUCGGUCCAUCACAAAUGAAGCUGAUGAAGAUUUUGUAUUUGUCUAUUUAUGGAAAUGAUCAUUCAUGUUUCUUGAGGAGCAAUCAAGAUUAAGUGCAGAAGUUAAAGGGAUUGCCACUUUACUCUUGGUACCAUGGCCUGUGAACAUAUUGCUAUGCUGGACUCCUUGAGAGAACAUGAAUGUGAUGAAGUAUACUGAACUGUCUUGGAGAUGAACAGUAACACUGUCCUGUGACAGAUAAUAGUGCUGCAUACAGAUGUUAAGGAGGAACGGCUGGGUCAGCAUUCUUAUGUAUCUUAAAUCAACUUUGUAUACAGCAGGUUUGAUAUUUCA
Haliotis rufescens (red abalone) is the source of this 1293-nucleotide messenger RNA. Its product is annotated as centromere protein H-like. The record is from RefSeq and is a predicted model, not a curated record. NCBI's taxonomy places the organism in Eukaryota, Metazoa, Mollusca, Gastropoda, Lepetellida, Haliotidae. Gene Ontology annotation, cellular component: nucleus; kinetochore. Gene Ontology annotation, biological process: kinetochore assembly; chromosome segregation; mitotic spindle organization. The coding region runs from base 58 to 804 and encodes 248 amino acids. The transcript has 8 exons. Gene Ontology annotation, molecular function: kinetochore binding.